GGGGAGUCCAACUGUCCGCAGCCGGAUUUUUCUCGGCAUCGCAAGCGGAGGAAGCGCCGCGCGGCUCUGCUGGAGGGGACCGUCCGGCUCCAGAUGUUCCCCCCAAAGAUGAGAUUUUGCCAUUCCUGGUUAGAAUCUACGAAGUAAGGUUGAGAUGUCGGAAGGUCCCUCCAGGAUCACAGGUCCCAUUCCUCCAGAUCCCACCCUAUGUCCGGAUUAUUACAGACGUCCGUUAUCAGCACGAGGAAGGCUAGAAGGGAACGCCCUGAAAUUGGAUCUGCUUCCUGGCCCCAUCCCGCCAGAGUUCAGCCUCUAUCCUGGAUGCUACAGCGCUCGCUGCCCGCAACCUCCUCCACGGAUUAAGCCCAACGCCAGGGACAUCUUGGAGAAGGGACAAAACGGCACCGUAGGAGUUCUCCUGAAGCUAGAUGAGAUCUCCUUCUUUGAAGAACUGAGGCCCAAACGCAGGGAUCACAAAGACCACAAGAAGGAGAACCUGAGGCGCAUGCGAGAGAUCCAGCGGAAGUGCCGAGAGAAAGAACAAGCUCGGCAGCUGAGUCAACCCAAGCCGGUGAAAGCUCUCUGGAAGUCCCAGAAGUAUGAAAAUGUGGAAUCCAAAGUCAAGGCAAAGUUGCAGGAGAAUCCGAGCCCCCCUCAUCCAGAGGCUCAGAAGUACUUGAGAGCCUAUUCUCGCUGUGGCACAGGAAUCCAUCCUCGCCGAUCGCCGUCCCCAAACCCUUCCCAGUUGUGUGAAAUGGAUUCAGGAGCUGCCCCGGCUCAGAACGGGAACGGCAAGGUCCCAGAGAACAGCGGCACGGUGGAUUUCGUCAGCCACAACGCCCAAAACGCAAAACGCGCCACGCUGCAACGCUCCCGCUCCCUGCAGUCGAUCAACAAAGUCCUGGAGCAGAAGCAGAAAGAUCUGGAAGAGUACAACACCAAGCAGAAAGGCCACGUGCCCCACUACCUGAUUGAGCGGAAGGACCACUGGCGCAAAGAAGCCGAGGAACGCCUGCGUAACACGCCUGAUCCUGACACGCCACCUGGCCAUGCCAUGAUGCCCGAGAGCCAGCGCCUAGAAACCCUCAAGAACCUCAAAGAGAGCCAAGCGAAGCUCUUGAAGGAGCUCCUGCUGCUUCCCGUGAGAAUCGAUACUCUGAGUGUCCAAACCCGGCGAGUUUCUUUAGAGAAGAAGCUGUCACAGAUCGAAGAGGCCCUCAAAAUCUUCUCCCGGCCCAAAGUCUUCGUCAAGUUGGACUCCUAAGCAGGGAGGCCAUUUUGUCUUCAGCCUCUCCAGCCUCUUGCACUCAUAAGUUCCACAGGUGGCUUUGCUUCCUCACACGGUGGCUCCCGCAAUGUAGGUUUGUCUUGUGGCGUUGUCCGUUGUUCUGGCUGUAAGCCCUGAUUCUUUUCAGCACGAGGAAGCAAAUCCGCGUGUCUCGGUCAGGCAUGGGAAACCAGCGCAAGCAGUAAGGAUUAAGAGCCGGGAAAAUGAAAAAAUGGAACCCAAAAGCUUUUGACGGGCCAAGAGAGCGGUUUCCCAAAUUCCGUAAACCUUCUUAAGAAGGUCUUCCCUUUCAAGCAAAGGAAAAGCUUUAUUAUUAUUAUUUUUAAAAAAGUACACAUUUUCAGCGAGUUUAGAGGAGUGUGUGCAUUUUUAACUGAGAACAGUUUUAAACAAAUAAAGCAUGUUUUGUAAGCUAAGUGUUCUGUCU
This is a messenger RNA of Ahaetulla prasina, 1715 nucleotides long. RefSeq names its product enkurin domain containing 1 (gene ENKD1). Gene Ontology annotation, cellular component: cytoplasmic microtubule. The record is from RefSeq and is a predicted model, not a curated record. The transcript has 8 exons. Bases 155 to 1264 code for a protein of 369 amino acids. NCBI's taxonomy places the organism in Eukaryota, Metazoa, Chordata, Lepidosauria, Squamata, Colubridae.